AUGGGAAAUUUCCUCCAUGUUCUAGCCAUGACACUCUUACUUUUCCUAUUCUCCAAUAUUUCUGUUUCAACAAGUGAAAACAUUCAUCUUUCCCUUAAUUACACAUCCAUUUUGCAAGCCAGAAAAAAUUUCAUGGCUCUUGAUAUCUCCAACCUUUCUUAUCAUUCAACAUCCUCUUUCAGUUUUCCUCUUUACCAUCGCGAUGUAUUCGAAAAAUCAGAGUUCAAGGAUUAUGAUUCAUUACUCGAUGCUCGUUUUGCUCAAGAAAUGUUAUUUUCCAUGUCUGAAUCUGAAUACUCGUCUGAAAAUUCUACAGCAACAUAUUCAGUUCGUGGUUUAAUUGUGAGUCCCUUUUGGGUUGGCAGUGAAUUACAACGUGAACUUUUGCUUAUAGACACUGGAAGUCGUCAUGUUUGGUGGCAAUGUGGUCCAUGUGAACCAAAUAAAUGUUAUGAACAAAGGAGAAAUUUAUUAUAUGAUUCAACACUCUCAAAAACAUUCCAACAAAUUAAUUGUGUCACUGACACAUCAAGUUGUUUUCAAGGGCAGAGAAUUUCUUGCUCUAGACUAGAACAAAAAUGUAAUUAUGAAACAACAUAUGGUGAUGGUUCAAUCUCGACUGGAUUUAUGGCAUAUGAAAUGAUAACAUUUACUUCAAUCCAAGAUUCAGCAAAAAUAAUAUUUGGUUGUGGGAAAGAUCAAAUGAGUGGGAUUAAGAAAUUCCCAAGAUUAAUAAGUGGAAUUGCUGGUCUUGGUGCUGGUCUAUAUACUAAUGGAUUUGAGAAAUAUUCAUUACAAUCACAACUUGCUGCUACAUUAUUCUCUUUAUGCAUUCCUAGUUCUACUUCAGGAAAGCCAUCUACACUCAACUUUCACAACACCCCAUGGAAAACUGGUAUAAGGACAACACUGAUGAGGAACAAUAUUAAUCCUUCAUUUUACUAUUUACGAGACUUGGAGAAAAUUACCAUUAACGAUAGAGAAGUUCCUAUUGAUCCUGCACAUUGGAAUUUGGGUGCAGAUAAAAAUGGUGGUAUGUUUGUAGAUACAGGAACCUCUAUUUCACAAUUUCCUGCUGAUAUUUAUGUCGAAUUUAGGUAUAUAUUUAGGUCUGAAGUUAAAGGUAUGAUAUUGGAUGAAAAUCCACCAGAACCAUUUGAUACUUGUUAUUUGGCAGAUAAUAAUAUUAAUUGGGCCAAUUUUCCAGUUGUUAGGUUUUAUUUUAAAUUCAAUAUAAUACCUCUUGAAGCGAGACAACAACAAGUGAUGAUAUUGUAUCGGAAAAAAUACUGCAUGGGUUUUCGUAGUUCGAGUCAUAAUUUUUCUGUAAUUGGUGCCAAUGUAUUACAGACUUUUGGGUUGACUUUUGAUAUUGAUGCAUGGUGGUUGACAUUUUCACCAGAUGCUUGUGAAUAA
Molecule: messenger RNA, 1416 nt
Organism: Nicotiana tabacum (common tobacco)
Lineage: Eukaryota; Viridiplantae; Streptophyta; Magnoliopsida; Solanales; Solanaceae
Product: protein ASPARTIC PROTEASE IN GUARD CELL 1-like
Biological process (GO): proteolysis
Molecular function (GO): aspartic-type endopeptidase activity
Source: RefSeq, a predicted model, not a curated record